AUCCGCCGUCUCUCAGCCACUUCUGUCUCUGCUCUGUUCUCUUCUUCCUCCUGCGCCUUCCCAAAACCUCACAGGGAAAUAGGAGGCGAAAAUGGCAGGGAAAUCUAACAAGGGGAGGAAUAGGAGAGGAUCGCACAGUGCUACAAACUCUUCAGAACCAGUUGGUUCGUCUGAUUCACAAAUGAAAGAUAAUGUAACUGCUUCAGGGUCAAACCAAGCUGAGGCUAAUGGAGUCAUGGCUACUGCUGAAUCAAAUAACACAAAUUCAGAAGUGAAGGAGUCAGAAACUGCAAACACGAAGGACGGGUCAAAGCAAGGUGAAAUUAAUCUUUAUCCUGUUUCUGUCAAAACACAAGGGGGUGAGAAACUGGAACUGCAAUUAAACCCAGGUGAUUCUGUUAUGGAUGUGCGGCAGUUCCUUCUUGAUGCUCCAGAGACCUGUUUCUUUACCUGCUAUGAUUUAUUACUGCACACUAAGGAUGGUUCAGUUCAUCAUCUGGAAGAUUACAAUGAAAUCUCUGAAGUUGCUGACAUUACUACUGGUGAUUGCUCAUUGGAGAUGGUUGCUGCGUUAUAUGAUGAUAGGUCUAUCAGAGCCCAUGUUAAUCGUGCACGAGAAUUACUCUCUCUUUCCUCACUUCAUGCAUCAUUAUCAACAUCACUUGCCUUACAGCAUGAGACAUCCCAAACUACAGCUUCAAGUUCAGGAGAUCCAGUGAAAACAGAAGUUCCAGAGCUUGACGGUUUGGGUUUCAUGGACAAUGUUGCUGGUUCCCUAAGUAAUUUGUUAUCUUCUCAUUCAAAGGAGAUCAAAUGUGUGGAGAGUAUUGUGUUUUCAUCCUUCAAUCCUCCUCCAAGCAAUAGGAGGCUAGUUGGAGAUUUGAUUUAUCUGGAUGUAGUAACAUUGGAGGGUAAUAAAUUUUGUAUUACGGGAACCACAAAAGUGUUUUAUGUAAACUCAAGCACGGGAAACCUCGACCCAAGGCUGAGUAAAUCUACAUUUGAAGCUACCACCCUUAUUGGUCUCCUACAAAAAAUUAGCUCAAAGUUCAAGAAAGCUUUUCGGGAAAUUUUGGAGCGGAAAGCCUCUGCGCAUCCUUUUGAGAAUGUUCAAUCUCUCUUGCCACCAAGUUCAUGGUUGGGAUUGUACCCAGUUCCUGAUCACAUACGUGAUGCAGCAAGAGCUGAGGAAGCAUUGACCCUUUCUUAUGGAAGUGAGCUAAUUGGCAUGCAAAGAGACUGGAAUGAGGAAUUGCAAUCUUGCCGGGAGUUUCCCCAUACAUCUCCUCAGGAAAGGAUCUUGCGGGAUAGGGCCCUCUACAAAGUGACUUCUGACUUUGUUGAUGCAGCAAUAAGUGGUGCUAUUGGAGUCAUCAGCAGAUGUAUACCCCCAAUAAAUCCUACUGAUCCGGAAUGCUUUCACAUGUAUGUUCACAACAAUAUAUUCUUCAGUUUUGCUGUUGAUGCGGACCUUGAUCAGUUGUCUAAGAAGCGUGCAUCAGAUCCUAUUUCAAAGAUUGAGAGCAGAAACUUGUCACACAAUUCAUCUGAAAAGGCUUCCAAUGAUUUGUCGCAUGGAACUAGUGGAACUUCCAAUGGGGAAAAUUGUGAUGGCUCAAUGAAACUGGAACUUAAUGGUGUACAGGAGUUGGCUCCUGAUGUUUCUUCUGAGACUCAAUCGAUCGACAGUGAGCAGGCUACUUAUGCCUCUGCAAAUAAUGAUUUGAAAGGCACCAAAGCAUACCAGGAAGCUGAUGUUCCUGGACUUUAUAACCUUGCUAUGGCCAUUAUUGAUUACAGGGGUCAUAGAGUUGUAGCUCAGAGUGUUUUACCCGGCAUCCUUCAAGGGGAUAAAUCAGACUCUCUUCUGUAUGGUUCGGUUGACAAUGGCAAGAAAAUAUGCUGGAAUGAAGACUUUCAUUCCAAGGUGUUAGAGGCAGCCAAACACCUUCAUUUGAAGGAACAUACAGUCCGUGACGGUUCUGGGAAUGUUUUCAAAUUAGCUGCACCAGUGGAAUGCAAGGGCAUUGUUGGUAGUGAUGACAGGCACUAUCUUUUGGACCUCAUGAGAGUAACUCCUCGUGAUGCAAACUAUACUGGACCUGGGUCCCGAUUUUGUAUUCUGAGACCAGAAUUGAUCACUGCCUUUUGCCAGGUAAAGGAUAUUAAAAAAAAGACUAAAUCUGGGGGUGAGGUUCAUGUAGCCUCUGAUUCUCCAAAAGCUUCUAGUGUUGAUGAACAAGUGAGAACUGAGGCAAAUGAUGCUGUAGCUUCUGAUUCUCAGGAUUUGACAAUUGAAGGGAAGAUUGAGGCUGCCCCAGACUCUGCUUCUGCACAUGCUGAAAGCACUGAAUCGUGUGAGGAAAUGUUUUUUAACCCUAAUGUCUUUACCGAGUUUAAGUUGGCUGGGAGUCCAGAGGAGAUUGCUGCUGAUGAAGAAAAUGUGAGGAAAGCUAGUUCUCAUCUUACAGAUGUUGUACUUCCCAAGUUCAUACAAGAUCUUUGCACCCUUGAAGUGUCGCCCAUGGAUGGGCAAACAUUGACAGAAGCACUCCAUGCUCAUGGAAUCAAUGUUCGCUAUAUUGGAAAAGUAGCUGAUAGGACCAAACAUUUACCUCAUCUAUGGGAGCUUUGUUCCAACGAGAUUGUAGUUAGGUCUGCAAAGCACAUUCUGAAGGAUGUUUUGAGAAAUACUGAGGAUCAUGAUAUUGGGCCUGCAAUCUCACAUUUCUUCAACUGUUUCUUUGGAAGUUAUCAAGCUGUUGGUGUAAAAGCUACUGCUAAUAGUACACAAGCCAGAACCUCAAAAAAGGACCAUGCGGGCCAUCAUACUUCAAGCAGGUCUUCUAAAGCUCAAGCCAAGUGGAAAGCUGGAGCAUCUGCAAGAAAGAAUCAAUCCUCAUAUAUGAAUGUUAGCUCAGACAGUUUGUGGCUUGACAUUCUGGAAUUUGCAAAACUCAAAUAUGAGUUUGAGUUGCCAGAGGAUGCAAGGGCACGGGUAAAGAAAGUUUCAGUUAUUCGUAACCUUUGCCAAAAGGUAGGCAUAACCAUUGCAGCUCGCAAAUAUGAUCUUGACUCAGCAUCACCUUUCCAAACAUCAGAUAUCUUAAAUCUCCAACCUGUGGUGAAGCACUCAGUCCCUGUAUGUUCAGAAGCAAAGGACCUUGUGGAAACAGGAAAGGUCCAACUGGCUGAGGGAAUGCUCACUGAAGCCUACACAUUAUUUUCUGAAGCAUUUUCAAUACUUCAACAGGUGACAGGUCCAAUGCAUCGUGAGGUUGCAAACUGCUGUCGGUACCUUGCCAUGGUUCUGUAUCAUGCAGGAGACAUGGCUGGAGCCAUAAUGCAACAGCACAAGGAACUGAUAAUAAAUGAACGUUGCUUGGGUUUGGACCACCCUGAUACUGCUCACAGUUAUGGCAAUAUGGCCCUUUUUUACCAUGGGCUUAACCAAACAGAACUUGCACUAAGGCACAUGUCCCGGGCAUUGCUCCUCCUGAGUCUGUCAUCUGGCCCAGACCACCCUGAUGUUGCUGCAACUUUUAUAAAUGUAGCAAUGAUGUACCAGGACAUAGGGAAGAUGAACACUGCCCUUCGUUAUCUGCAAGAAGCCUUGAAAAAGAAUGAGAGGCUUCUGGGCGAGGAACACAUUCAAACUGCUGUAUGCUAUCAUGCUCUUGCCAUUGCAUUUAACUGUAUGGGUGCUUUCAAGCUCUCUCACCAGCAUGAGAAGAAAACCUAUGAAAUACUUGUCAAACAACUUGGAGAGGAGGAUUCAAGGACGCGAGACUCCCAGAACUGGAUGAAGACAUUUAAGAUGCGUGAGAUCCAGCUAAAUGCACAAAAGCAGAAAGGGCAAGCCUUGAAUGCGGCAUCUGCUCAAAAGGCUAUUGAUAUCUUGAAGUCCAAUCCUGACCUGAUGCAUGCAUUCCAAGCUGCUGCCGCUGCUGGAGGGUCUGGGAGUUCCAGCGCUUCUGCCAGCAAAUCCCUUAAUGCAGCAGUGAUCGGUGACGCCGUUCCCCGAGGAAGAGGAAUUGACGAAAGGGCAGCCCGUGCAGCAGCUGAAGUCAGGAAGAAAGCUGCAGCAAGGGGCCUCUUAAUACGCCCACAUGGUGUUCCAGUCCAAGCUUUCCCACCACUCACCCAACUCCUCAACAUUAUCAACUCUGGUAUGACCCCAGAUGCUGUGGAUAACGAUGAAGCAGAAGCAGCAAAGAAAGAAGCCAAUGGGCACCAAGGCAACGAACCAGCAGACUCAAAAAAUGAACCACCACCCAAAUCAGGGAAAGAACCAGCAGAUGCCAAAAGUGAACAACCCAAAUCAGGCAAAGACGAUCAAGCUCCUGUUGGACUGGGCAAAGGCUUAGCCUCACUGGAUGGCAAGAAGCAGAAAACAAAACCCAAGGUCGCAGCCUGAAGCUUUUACCGGAAGAGUUUUUUUGGCGACUGACCGCACUUCCUAUAGGUAUAGUUAUUUCCCAGUUCUCCGUGAAAUUAGCAAUUUUCGACUGGUUCAAGUGAUUAGCCGUCAGGAUGGUGCUCUCUUCACUUACUAGAAGUUAGAAGAGUAUGUAGACGUGCCAUUGAACACCCUUCUGUAUUCCAUUCUUUCAAUAAUCUUGCUCGUAGGUAAAUGCACUCUGCUCCGGAAUCCGGCGAGCUUCCAACUUAAUUUUCCGAUGCAAAGGUUAAAUAUAUUGUCUGGUCACAAGCUGAUAAAUAAUGUCAGUAAGAUAGACCAUUUUUGUUUUCUUUUGGUUUAUUUAUUUUUCAUUUUUUUUGGGCAUUUCUUGUAGGGUAUUAUUGGGAGCAUUCCAUUAUUAGCUUGGUAUAACUCUUACCCGGUGAACCAUUUAAUAUGUAGCAUAGUCAUAAUUGUCCUUUCAGUUGAGAUGAGUUCCAUUAGCCUUUUCUUUUUAUAUGGGAAUUUAAUUUUUCAGUGA
This is a messenger RNA of Vitis riparia (riverbank grape), 4943 nucleotides long. RefSeq names its product clustered mitochondria protein-like. Gene Ontology annotation, cellular component: cytoplasm. Gene Ontology annotation, biological process: organelle organization. Gene Ontology annotation, molecular function: protein binding. The record is from RefSeq and is a predicted model, not a curated record. NCBI's taxonomy places the organism in Eukaryota, Viridiplantae, Streptophyta, Magnoliopsida, Vitales, Vitaceae.